This is a messenger RNA of Branchiostoma floridae (Florida lancelet), 2839 nucleotides long. Its product is annotated as gonadotropin-releasing hormone receptor-like. Lineage: Eukaryota; Metazoa; Chordata; Leptocardii; Amphioxiformes; Branchiostomatidae. The transcript has 4 exons. Gene Ontology annotation, biological process: G protein-coupled receptor signaling pathway. The record is from RefSeq and is a predicted model, not a curated record. The coding region runs from base 1 to 1185 and encodes 394 amino acids. Gene Ontology annotation, molecular function: peptide binding; G protein-coupled receptor activity. Gene Ontology annotation, cellular component: membrane.
AUGACUCCAACUUCUGUGUCCAUAGACACCACAGACGCGGACAACGUGACGAAUUCGACCAUUUCGUCGUAUCCGGAGGUGCCAACCUUCAGCGACCACCACCUGAUGAAAGUCGUCAUCACUUCGUUCCUGUUUCUGUGGGCCGCCGUAGGGAACGUGUCGGUGUUGGCGGUGAUGCAGCGGUCGCGCUCCCGGAGCAGGACUCCUCUCCACUCCCUGGUGUUCCAGCUCACGGUCGCAGACUCCCUGGUCACCUUCAUCACCAUGCCGUCUGAGGCCGCCUGGGCCGCCACCGUGUCGUGGAAGGCUGGAGAAGUCAUGUGCAGAGUCAUCAAGUUUCUGCAGGUUAUUGGACUGUACCAGUCGACGUUUAUCACGGUGGCGAUAAGUCUGGACCGGGCGGUCGCCGUGCUGUUCCCCUUCAGUAAGAGCGGAGCUCCACAUCGCACCAAGGUCAUGAUCAUCAUCUGCUGGGUCCUCAGCACAGUCUUCAGCUUCCCGCAGGCGAUCAUUUUUCACAUCGAGCGACUUGUCCCGGGGUUUGAGCAAUGCGUCGACUUCAACUUCUACGGAGCCAAGUGGCAGAAACAGCUGUACAACACCGCGUCGUUCGUCCUCAUCUACCCGCUGCCUCUCGUCAUCAUCAUCACGGCUUACGUCUGCAUCAUUCUCCGUAUCACCAAGAACACAAGGACCAAAGGUAACGCCUUUUCCGGAUCACAGCACGUUCGGUCUGAAAUGGACGCCAGAAGGGAGCAAGUCUUUACCAGGGCAAAGAUCCGGACAUUGUGGAUGACGGUGGGCAUUGUCACUGCCUUCGUGGUGUGCUGGACGCCAUUUUAUGUCCACCUGUUCUGGGUAAACUACUUCGACACCAGCCAUGUCUCCAGGAUGCUGACCGACCUGCUGUAUCUGUUCGGGAUGUCCAACGCUUGUGUCAACCCCAUGGUGUACGGCCUCAGCACGUUUCUCCGCGCGCCUCCCAACUCCAACAAGACCCGCUCACAAACUCUGCACGUCCUCUACACUCUCAAGAACCACACCGACAACAGCUGCGUGAGUAGGAGUCCAUCAAGACGCAUUAAUAACGUGGACAAGACCGUUUUAGUGCAUUCUACCGUUAGUCAGGAAUCAGCCACAAAUGGCGAACACAUGCACAGCAAAUACAGAGAAACUUCCUGCUGACUGAUACACUGAGCAUACUAUGUACAUUGCAUAGAUAUUGUUGUGCCAUUGCAAAAGAAUAUUCCUUAAUCUAGACAGGUGUGUGUAUUUGCAUCUGACUUCAAUUGGGGAAAGGGCAAGUAAGUUAGAGGCAGUGGAAGGAGCGAGAUGGGCCCCGCCUUCCAAGACCGUGCCCCAGACCAAGGAGGUUAAAUAACCUCCUUCCCCAGACAAUGGAUAGCAACCCAUUGCCCCUGUGGACUAAAACGCUAUGGGACUCUUAGCCCUUUCCCUUUAUCUCCGAUGUAAUCAUUCUUAUGUGACAAGCAGGAGCGUAACUGGAGAAGUUGAUCUUUCGCCACUAACGAAUGGUCUAAUAUUUUUACCAACAAAGCUGACAAAUCCAUCAUAGCACGGAAAUCUUUUGAUUGAUGUUUUUGCAAGAUAAUCUGACAGAGGUCGAUCCCUACAAAGAAUAAAUCAGAUUUAACGGAUGUAGUUAGCCGAAGGACGUCAGCUUGGGAGCCCGCUGAUUGACCGACCAAAUCGCAAAACUCAAUGGAAUGAUUUAAUGGUCUGGACCGGCACAGUGUUUCACAGCGAGUGCGGCGACGCCGAGGUAAUACUCACAAACAAGCAGGCUAAUCAUGUGUGUGGAGCUAUAGAUCAGAGCAGCAUAGAGUAUAACAAAGUUUGUUGGUCUUUUCAUUCAAAGCCACGUAUCUACAGAAGACGAUAUUUCGGUGACUGCCUGUCACCUUCCUCAGGGCAAUAGUGGCUGCAUGUACUUUGCACUGCAGCUAGGUGUCACCGCUGCAGUGCAUAGAAUGCGGUUUCAAACGUACAAUACAUACUGUCAAAACGUUUGUGAUCUUGUAGUUAUGUGGUUCUGAAGACAGAACUUUGUUCCAUUUAGUUUCAUGGCAAGCUGCUAGGGGUUCAAAUCUACACCACUUUCAUUAAAAGCUAUCUGCCACCAAAGAAUUAAGAUAGGCCAAAACUAUACCUCCAUUUUUCACGGAGGUAAUGGUAACGGACCUUUGCGGUCGCCGUCUAGUCUUAAUAUAAGACCCUAUUCACCAGUGCUGUAUAAUCGCUGUGCGUUGUCCGAGGAUUUGUUUUCAUGCCAAACGUGUAGGGUGGAAUCAAGGUCAAUUUUGUUUCAGAAUCGUUGGGCCAGCUCUUUAUAACGUUACGUAGGAAUCAAUGUACCGACUUAUAGUCUAACGAAGAAAAUACAUGCCAAUGUUUGCAUGAAUGUAUACAACCAGAUGGAAACGAUUCUUAGGAACAUUUUCCAUUGAUGUAAGAUAUUCCACCUGCUGGACUCAUUAUGAAGUGUGUACAGGAUACGUACAGUGUAGUUGCUUUUGUCUAUGUGCAAGUCUUCCAAGUGAUGUCUGGCUGCGACAUAUGGCGAGCAACCGUGUCGACUGUGAUAAUUCCAUCAUUCAUUCUUACUAGCAGCAUGUAAAUCACAUGAUAGAUUUUCCUCAAGAGCUUGAGUAGCAUCAGCGCAAAGAAUCUGUAUGGAGUGAACAUUUCCAUGUCGAAUCCAUCUCCUAUCUAUCUGUAAUCGAUUCGCAAAUCAUCCUGUGACAGUUGAAGGCUUUAUCCAAAAGAGAACAAACUUGUAAAUGUUACCUGCUGAUAAGUAGCAGAUAAUAUAUGUAUU